This is a messenger RNA of Ostrinia nubilalis (European corn borer), 2129 nucleotides long. Its product is annotated as sodium-independent sulfate anion transporter-like. Gene Ontology annotation, biological process: transmembrane transport. Gene Ontology annotation, molecular function: sulfate transmembrane transporter activity. NCBI's taxonomy places the organism in Eukaryota, Metazoa, Arthropoda, Insecta, Lepidoptera, Crambidae. Gene Ontology annotation, cellular component: plasma membrane. The transcript is spliced from 15 exons. The record is from RefSeq and is a predicted model, not a curated record. The annotation marks the transcript as partial.
UAUUGCAGAUUUUGUUUUGGAUGUAAAUAAACUUUACAAAGUUAUCAUAAAAUGGUUUGAAUAGAUAAAGAUUGAUUCAAAUGGCAAACAAUUGGUGUUUUGGUUCACGCGACACAACCAGAUAGCUUAAAAUGGAAGAAAAUGAUCCAAGACGACCGCUUUUGGGAACGCAGCGCGUGAACAGAUACCGUCGUGUGGCCUCCAAGCUAUGCAGCCUGGACUCUUGGAGGAGGAGGCUGCCCAUCACGAUAUGGCUGCCCAACUACUGCGUGGAGUAUCUGAUACGAGAUGUCAUCGCUGGUGUUACAGUUGGUCUAACGUCGAUACCUCAAGGCAUAGCCUACGCCAUAGUCGCUGGAGUGCCGCCACAAGUAGGUCUAUACUCCAGCAUAUUCCCAGGCAUCGUCUACGCCAUGUUCGGCAGCUGUAAGGUGGUGACGGUGGGCCCGACGGCCAUCUUGUCGGCGCUGCUGGCCAAGUACGUGGCGCGCUCCGAGGACUUCGCCUACCUUGCUGCGUUCCUGUCGGGCUGCUGCGUGCUGCUACUUGGAGUUUUACAGCUGGGUGAGUGGGUGGUGACGGUGGGCCCGACGGCCAUCUUGUCGGCGCUGCUGGCCAAGUACGUGGCGCGCUCCGAGGACUUCGCCUACCUUGCUGCGUUCCUGUCGGGCUGCUGCGUGCUGCUACUUGGAGUUUUACAGCUGGGUUUCCUGCUCGACUUCAUAUCGAAGCCGGUCAUAAUUGGGUUCACGACGGCAGCGGCGCUGCAGAUCGCCGCUUCACAACUUAAAUCGUUGUUUGGGAUAUCAGGCAAGUCAGGCGAUACGUUUGUGAGUGCCUUGGUGAACUUUUUCAAGAACAUAACAACUGUCCACCUCUGGGAUCCUAUAUUAGGCAUCGCUACCAUCAUUGCGCUGAUUAUACUUAAAAAGUCAGCGGUCCCAGUGUCAGACACUGACUCUCCCUUCCGACGCAAAGCACUGAAGACCUGGCAAUACCUGGUGCAGGCCAGGAACGCCAUAGUGGUGCUGGUAGCGGCUAUCAUAGCGUUCGUGCUGCACUUGUAUGGACGCACACCCUUCGCACUUAUUGGACCUGUUAAUACUUGUACUGAUCAGGAUCAAUACCUGGUGCAGGCCAGGAACGCCAUAGUGGUGCUGGUAGCGGCUAUCAUAGCGUUUGUGCUGCACUUGUAUGGACGCACACCCUUCGCACUUAUCGGCACAAUCCACGGCGGCCUGCCCCACUUCGGGCCGCCUCCCUUUACCACUAAGGUUCACAACCAGACGGUGGACUUCGAAGGCAUGCUGGGCGUGUUCGGGCCUGAAGGGCUGGUCAUGCCGCUGGUCGCUAUACUGGAGAGCAUCGCUAUUGCUAAGGCCUUUGCGGGUAGCACGACGGUAGACGCCACCCAAGAGAUGAUAGCCAUAGGCAUGUGUAAUCUCCUGGCUUCGUUCGCUCAAAGCAUGCCGGCUACUGGUUCCUUCACAAGGACAGCUAUCAACCACGCUAGUGGAGUCAUGACUCCGGCUGGAUCUUUGGUAAAAGCUGGCCUGGUGCUGCUAUCAGUGACGCUCCUCACAGAGGCAUUCUACUUCAUCCCGCGCGCUACAUUGGCCGGAAUAAUCAUUAUGGCCAUGGUCUCGCUCAUAGAACUGGAUGUGGUCAGGAAGCUUUGGAGGAAUAGCAAGCUGCAACUAGUGGUAUAUACGGUGACAGUGAUCACAGGCGCUUGCGCAGGACUAGAAUACGGUAUUCUAGCGGGCGCGUGCGUCGAUGUGUUGCGGGCUUUAGCCGCCGCCGCCCGUCCGCCCAUCAGCACGCAUACCUUUAAGGUGGGCAACCAAGACUGCAUCUGUCUAAUUCCAGUGGGCGACUUGUCGUAUGCAAGCGCGGAGUACAUUCCAAACGUGUUGCGGAAACACGCGCAAACCCGCGCCACGCUCAUAGUGUUCGAUGCUAAGCAUUUGAACAGCUUGGACAUUGGCGUGGCUGAGAACCUCACAUCUGUGAUAGUAGACUUGGAAGUGACGUGCCACCGGUUCCUAAUUUGGAACCUAUCGGAGCCCCUCACGAAGUUGUUGGAAGACAUACACCCUGGUUUCGGAAGCCGAUGCGUGACUGGGCCU